Molecule: messenger RNA, 219 nt
Organism: Lactuca virosa
Lineage: Eukaryota; Viridiplantae; Streptophyta; Magnoliopsida; Asterales; Asteraceae
Source: the annotation of a GenBank genome assembly
AUGGUGGCUCCGGAGGCGGCGGUAGAAUCUUCUGGUAGUUCCGACGCGGCGGCUUCAGGUGUCUCCGUCUAUGGCAUCCGACUACGUCCAACUUUCGCUGCUGCUCGUUCGUUGCAUUUCACAACCGCUGCUCAAGCAUAUAUCAGAUGCUCCACCUUGACAAAUGAUUUAACUUUCUCACACUUGGUAGCAAAUUUCUUGGAGAACUCUACAUACUAA